This is a messenger RNA of Thlaspi arvense, 468 nucleotides long. Lineage: Eukaryota; Viridiplantae; Streptophyta; Magnoliopsida; Brassicales; Brassicaceae. The record is from the annotation of a GenBank genome assembly.
GCUGGUAAAGUCCUGACUUCUGCCAAGGUUGAAGCUAUUGAUAAUCCAAAACAAUGGUAUUACUUAGCUUGCAAAACCUGUGGUUUGAAGGUUCAACAAUAUGGUGAAGAUUUUGAUGAUGUGGAUAGGAAGCCCAUUUUCAAUUGCAAGACAUGUGGUGAUAUUGAAGAUGUCUUUUCCAAAUAUUAUCUGAUUUUACGUGUAUCAGACGAUUUUUUUUCAGAAACCAGAUUUCUGUUAUUUAAUAAACUUGCAGCAAAAUUGAUUCAAACUUCUGCUACUGAUAUUUUUGAAAAAUAUUCUGAGAAAUUUCUAUUCAAAAUCACCUUGGAAGAGAGAGCUAAAAAGGUUAAUAAUUCUCCGUAUACUGUUGAAUUAUUUUGGGAUGAUGAUGAUGAAAUUAAGCUUUUCGAGACUCAAUCUUUCACAGAGGAACCACUCAUGCUUACAAAUUCUGAGGAAAUUUAA